This is a messenger RNA of Monomorium pharaonis (pharaoh ant), 5983 nucleotides long. Its product is annotated as zinc finger protein 26. Gene Ontology annotation, cellular component: nucleus; chromosome. Bases 650 to 4681 code for a protein of 1343 amino acids. Lineage: Eukaryota; Metazoa; Arthropoda; Insecta; Hymenoptera; Formicidae. Gene Ontology annotation, molecular function: chromatin insulator sequence binding; RNA polymerase II transcription regulatory region sequence-specific DNA binding; zinc ion binding. The transcript has 3 exons. The record is from RefSeq and is a predicted model, not a curated record. Gene Ontology annotation, biological process: regulation of transcription by RNA polymerase II.
AAUUAUCAGUAAACCAGAACAACUUUAGCAUCCCCUUAACGAGUUACAGAAUCGCACUACAGUGGCUGCUAAGGGGCGAAGAGUUUUCAAAAAACUACCAGAAGUCAUUAGGGACGCAAUCAGCAAAUAACUAUAAAAUCGCGAAAGAAUGACGAUUUCAAGAAAUUUAAUUUUUUCGCAGCUCGUAAAUCUUUCACGACUCCGUGCCCUUUCGCGGCCGAAGACAUGGUCGCUCUUUGUAGCUAUGCUUUUCUGUACCACUCCACUCCACAGUACUCCACACCUCUUCUCUCUCUGUCUCUCUCUCUCUCUCUCUCUCUUUCUCUCACUCUCUCCUUCUCUCUCUGUGUGUUUCUCUUUCCAACGUAUUAUCGUAUUAUGUUCUUGUUCCGUUUUUGAGUGCAAAAAGUUCACGACACACAGUGCAGCUACCAAGAACAGCCUUCACACAUCUGAAUCUGUGAACUGGGUAUCGACUUCUCGUUAUGUCAAAACGAAAGCGAUGUAAUAAAGAGGAUCGUAUUUUUCCGCACCUCCUAGUCAGUGGUGGGUGAGAGAAGACGGUGUACGGGACCAGUGAGGAAGAGUGAGGAAGGGCGGCUCGAUUCGUCGUUCCCAAGUCUGUCCAAGUCAAUCCGCCGUGUAAAAUAUGGACGCCGCAGAGAUAAAUACGUUGGAUCCGCCGCAAGUCGAGGACGCGGCCGCUGUGAAGAUAUGCCGCGUCUGUCUGCUCGACAACCUGAUGAUGCGCGACCUUUUCCUGGAGAGCGAAGUUACGUCCCUGUCGACGAAGGCGAUGAGCUUUGCCAAUGUUAAGAUGUUACCAGGUGAUGGUCUACCAGCACAAGUAUGCUGUGUAUGUGCCGACAAACUGGAGUCGGCAUAUGAGUUUAAGUUACAAGUGGAACAAGCUGACAGUGUUCUUCGAGAAAGGCUCAUUGGAGGGAUAAUAAAGGAGGAGGAGAUAUUUCUCAAUGAAGUUGAAAUACAUUUAGACACUGAAAGGAAUGACAAUAUUGAGGAAAUCAGUAUCAAUACUGAUUAUGAAUCCAAUGCCACGCUGCCAGUGGAGUCGGAAGCUAACAAGAAUUUUCUAAAAAAUCAGUUAAUGAUUUUGCAAGCUGAAAAAUUGGAAGAGACAGAGGGAGGAAUGCAACAAAGUAAGAAAUAUUCAGAACUACCAGAUAACUCGCAAGAAAUCACACAACAGAACAUUGCAGAAGAAUUGCAGCAAGAAUUAGCUGAUGCAGAAGAUAAUGACAUAUUAGAUGCUGUUGAUGAAUCGAGGGACGAGGAACCUUCCAGCGACGAGAAUGUCAUUCGAAGCUGCGCAGAUAUGAUUCCAGCAGAGGAACACGAUUAUAUUAUGCAGCAGCAGUGUAUAUUGCCUCCUGAACGACUCCCUUUACGAGAAGAGAUACAAGAGACUGUACCAGAACUUGGACAAGACAAAAACAUAGUAGAACAUCAAGAUACACCAUUCGAACAAAAUCAAGAGAUUCUGACUGAGCAAAACCAAGAAAUUCAAAUUCAGCAAAUACAUGAGUCUCAAGCUGACCUUCACAAUGAAGAGAUUCAAGCAGAACUGAAACAAGAGGCUCAAGCUAAGGAGGAGAAUCAAGCUAAGCAAAAUCAAAACAAUAAAGAAGAAUUACUCAGGGAGGAAGCCAAAAAUGUAUCAGUAGUGGAACAACAGGAAUCGUCCCAGAGUGAAACUAGAAGAAGUAAACGUAGAUUAGCUCGUCGGACAUUCGCCGAACGAGAUUCCGACGAGGAGAAUUAUUUUGAGAAUCUGAAUCUCAGUUCACGGUUGAAAAAAGCACAGGCGGAUAAGGCAGAGAAGAUAUUUUUUAUGUGUUACUUGUGCGACAAGCAGUUCCUUUCAAAGAGCGUUUUGAAAGAGCAUAUGCAUUCCCAUGAAGAGGUGAGGAAAACGCUGUCUCUGAAGAAAACGCCGGAGAAACCGCAAAAGGUGCAGACUUCCGUCGUGAAGACGCCGCCAUCUGGGAAAAAAGCUAACAAGUGCCCUUAUUGUGGUAAAGAGUAUCUGUACAUAAUUUCGUUUACUAAACACAUUAAGCAACACGAGCGGGAACGAGAGGAAGCGAAGGAAGAAUCGAUGCCGCUCGAGAUAUCGUUCCACGAGGAUGAAAACAGUCUAGACAUCGAGAGCAAUAAAUCCGAUGGUGAAUGCAAGAAGCGAAAAAGAGGAAACAUUGACGCAGACGACGCCAUGAGCGACAGUGAUGAUAAGAGAAGAAAGCGUAGUCAUGUCGAGGAGUUUGCAUGCGACAAAUGUUCAGAAAAAUUUGAUACGAAGCGAAGCUUGCAAAAGCACUCGAUCACGCAUGUUAAUUUAAAAUGUAGUGUGUGCAACGAGGAAUAUGAUACUCUGGAGCAACUGAAAAAUCAUCGUACGAAGCACGUGAUCGAGGGCGUGCUCAGCGAACAAGAUUUGGAAGAAGAUAUGAAAAAAAUAACGGAAAUUAAGACUAUUGAGAAUGACAUUGAUGACAACAAGAAUAUCGAGAGUGAAGGGAACACCAGUAAAAACACGAAAGAACUGAAGUGUCCUACGUGUUCGAUGACGUUCUCGCGCAAGAAAGCGCUGUCGAAACACAUAGAGACGGCACACUCUAGUGGCCGCUUUUACGAAUGCAAGAUAUGUUGCCAACAUUUCACGCGGAAGGAACUUCUGCGUAGGCACACCGAGCAGCAUGCGCGAGUGAAGACUUAUAAAUGUACCCAGUGCAACAAGACCUUCGGUAACGAGCUCACUCUUAGAAAUCAUUUGAUCGCUACGAAUCACAAGACAUUUAUGCAUGGGCAGGAAUACGAUCCGAAUAAACGUAUAAAGCGCGUCGCGGCAAGAGCAGCACAAAAGAUCAUCGACAAGAUCAAGACGGAGGACGGUCUCGAGGAUUACGACGACGAUAACGAUGAUAAUACUGAUUACGACGCCAAGUUGGACGGGCAUUAUCGCCGUAAGCGAUCGCUUGAUGCUACACCAAAGAAGUACAAUUAUAAGAAAGAAUUUGAGUGCGCAUCUUGUAACAAGAGGUACAGCUCGAAGCAAGCAUUAACGAAGCACAUGGAGCAGCAUGUGAAGGAGGAGAAAGUGGAGAAGGCAGCGGAGAAGGCGGCAGAGAAGCUGAAGAAGGCCAAUUUGGCCGAAAAGAAGGAGGAACAGAAAAUGAGCAACGUGGGUGAUAACGAUGAUGACGAUGACGACUCCGACUUUGAAAGCGGCCUCGAAUGGCCAAUGGACAGCCACGAGUGCACCACGUGCAAGAAGCGAUACAGUACGAAGAAGUCGCUGCUGCGCCAUCAGUUGUUGCACGAGGAACCGAACUUCGCGUGCGAUAUCUGCAAUCUCAAAUUCUACCGCAAGGACAAGCUGAAGGCGCACUACGACAAGUGCUCAGAGAAGAAUCCCGAUCAAGUAAGAAAGUGCAACAUUUGCGGCGACAGUUUCGAAAAUAACGAGCUCUUGCGCGAGCAUAGGGCCAAACACGUCACCGAGGGUAUCUUAACAGAGGAGGAUCUGAGGGACAUCGAGCCGAAAUCCGAAGAAAAGAAACCAGGCGAGAAAAUCGGCCGCAAAAGGAGGACUGAUAUCGUAGGGCUCGAGUGUACCGAGUGCAACAAACAAUACACCUCCAGGAAGGGCUUGCUGCGACAUAUACAGGUUCACGAGGGUAAGAAGUACCUGUGCGACAUAUGCCCGAAGAAAUUCUAUCGCCGAGAGCAUUUGAAAAUCCACGUGGCUAAGCAUAACAUGAUCAAGCCGUACAAGUGCACUCGCUGCAGCAAACGCUUCAUUAAGGAAGAGCAGCUCAACAAUCACCUGCCUAAGCAUGAUCGCACUUUCAAAAAGAGCAAGGAGACCGAUAGCUCGAAGAGAUUCCUUUGUGAGAUCUGCAGCAAGAGCUUUACGCAAUCGACAACGCUGAUAGCGCAUCUGCGCGCCCAUAACGGCAUCAAACCGUACGUUUGCGAGGUGUGCUCCAGACCGUUCACCACUAAUGCCUACUUGAAGAUGCAUAUGCGGACGCAUACUCAGGAGCGUCCAUACAUCUGUCAGUACUGUUCACGAGCAUUCGCGCGUGCCGACACUUUAGCGAAUCAUCUAACGUCACACACUGGUGAAGCCAAGUAUCACUGCAAGUGCUGUCCGAAGAAUUUCCGACGAUUGAAAUCGCUAAAAGAGCACAUGUUCAUUCAUACUGGUCAAAGACCGUACGACUGUCCGACCUGCGAUAGAAAGUUCAACAAUAACGGCAGCCGCUACGCGCAUAGCAAGCGCUGCAAACAGAAUCUUUUACAGAAUCAAAAUCGAGCGCAACAGAUGAUGCAACAGACACAGCAGCAACAGCAACAUCAACAACAGCAGCAGCAGCAGCCACAGCAAGUGCAGAUACAAGUGCAACAGCCACAGCCACACCCGGUCAGGUUGCAUCAAACCGCGAUCGGCCAGGCACAAGUAGUCAAGGCGCAGAAUAUCAAGACUAUCGCUAUAACGAGACAAGCUGACCCUACCACGGUAGUAGGCUCGACGCAACAAGUUAUGCAGCAUCAGGAAAUACUAAUGCCUCUAAUCCUACCGCUUACUGUCACUCUCGCCGACGUAGGCGAGGAGGUGAUUCUACCCGAGGGUACAAAGAUAUUCACCACCUCCUAAUCGAGUUGUUCGUUUCAUAUUCAAUUAUGUAGAAAAGAAAAAACAUAUUUGCGAGAAUAAAAACGCAUCCCGACUUUUCGAUGCGAACAACUCGAGCGAGCUUUGUUCUCCUGCGACUAUCGUUUUCAUUCCCACAAUUUCGAUACGUACGGAAAGUCCGAAAAAUGACGCAAGGAGACAGCUCACGAGGAAUAUAUUGGAUAAGAAAGGGUAUGAUGCUCCACUAAAUGUAUAAAUAUACGGAUUGAACAGAGAAAAAAUAUCAUUUUGAUUAUGUACGAAACAUUAUAUUAAAGUUUAUUUUUGCAACGGUGAAGGCGAUAUAUGUAAUGUAUAAUUUAUCUAGUUUUAAAUAUUAUAUCUUUCCACAAUAACAUGUAUUCCCGGGAAUGAAGUGUUAAUGUCUUUGACAAAUCAUAAAAAAAAAGCAAAGAGGCAAAUGUCUUUGUCAUGAAUGUGUGUUGUACAUGUAAUAUAGAUAGAGUUUCUUUAAGAGAUAUAAAAAUAAGAAGUAGUAAUUUUUAAAUACUUAAAGCUUAAUGUAUUAAAUAUAAUACUACUAAAUUUAUUUUGAUUUAGUUUGUUCUUCCAGAGAUCUUUCUUUAAAUAGAAUACUUCCAUUUUUAAAUUGUGUGACAUCGUCAAUUUGAUUAUAGUUACAAUAAAAAUUUGUUAUAUAACGUAAUUGUCAUUUUAUCUAUAUAUAACAUGACAAUUAUAAUUGAUAUAUAUAAUUACAUGAUAAUUAUAAUAAUUAUAUCAACAUUAAUCCUAAAUGAAUAAUAAAUCAUAAACUGACAUUAUGUAAGAUUUUUCCUCGAAUUUAUUAAAUAUUUUAUCUUUUUUAUUAAUACUAUGCAUAUAUAUGUAUUACUAUACUAUGUUAUUAUUGAUUCUUAUAGAAAGAAUAUCCAAGCAAUGUUAUGUAAUAUUGUCUCUUGGAAAUUAAUUCAUAUAAAAUUUUAAUUCAUAUUUCUUGAUUUUUACACACACAAUACUUUAUACAAGAAAGUAUAAAAUUCCAUAUUGCAGUAAAUGUACUUUUUUUCAAAACAGCAGCAAAAUAACGAAUAUCUUAAAAAAUUAUAAAUUUUAUAAUAGAUAAGUUUCAUGCAAUAUGCUUUUACGGGCCAUGCUCUUACACAUAAAUAUUAAUUCGUGUCUGCAUAACAAUUGUAAAAUUAGUACGAAAUUAAAUCAUGUAUAAAUAUAUAAACGUUGUUAUAUGUAUGUGAAGACAUGAUUCUUUAUUCUUAUUACUUAGUUUUUGUUGUAAUAAAUAAAGUAUUUGUUCUAAUCUUA